CAACGCUCGCUCCGGUGGGAUAAUUUAUCGCGUGUGAUCUGCUUCAACUCAAUUGAUCACACAUACUCUCCGUUUCCUCGAAUUCCCGCGAAAGAAGCCGGGGGAAAAAAAAGGAACCUUCGAAUUCCGAAAUCUCCCCAUACAACCGGUCACAAUGUCGAACCCUCAUUUCUGGUCGAGUCCUCUCCGUUACCUCCGCUGGGCCUCGCACGAGAAGCCCGCUAUCUUCUACGCCAUGGUCCUUGGUUGCUCCGGCCCGGUUUCGCUGGUCGCCCUCCCUCCGAUCCGUCGGUUCUUCGGUGAUGUUGACCCGCAGCCUAUUCCUCUGACAUAUCCCAUCCCGCAAGGACCCCGAUCGAUCCCGCAAGGCUACGAUGACCAGUAAAGACAAUAAAUAAAAAGGGAAUGAAGGAGAUGUGUGCAUUGUCGUGUGAAGUUAUAUCCGGAUUUGCUUUUACUGUGUAUUUAACUCGGAGUCUUUGAGAGACCAAACCCUGGGAAUCGAGCAUUGUCGUCACUUACGAUAUCAAAUCCUUCUUCCUUUCGUGUUCUCGACUUUAUUCUUCUAUUAGGGCAUGUCUAUCAUGUCCCUACGGUGCUACUUGUGGGGGCACAAUUUGCAGUCUCCGCGGGGACGGUAGGCAAGCUGCAAGCGCUGCUAUGUAUUUGUACAUGGGCCUCGAUAGGGAUUUAUCAUAAACCAGAC
Molecule: messenger RNA, 706 nt
Organism: Aspergillus glaucus CBS 516.65
Lineage: Eukaryota; Fungi; Ascomycota; Eurotiomycetes; Eurotiales; Aspergillaceae
Product: NADH:ubiquinone oxidoreductase subunit NDUFA3
Exons: 2
Coding region: 155-385 (76 amino acids)
Source: RefSeq, a predicted model, not a curated record